AUGGCAUCUCGUAAAAGGCGGUACCGACACCGUGUUCGGUGCGAGGAAUGCAAUAAGGAAAUCGAUAGUGAUUAUCAAGAGGUGCAUUCUCGAUUGGUUCAUAAUGGUAAAAAAGUAAAAUGCCAUCCAGUAAUGGAAUCAUCAGACUCAUCCCAGUCGAAAAUCAGUAAUUUCUUUCUAAAAAGUAACAUGACAACCAAGGACGAUGACCUGCAGUAUGACAUAACCCAACCUGGAACUGAAUCGAGUGGUAGUAAAGACUUUGCAGCCACAGUGUCUUUUGAUGAAGAUCUGCCGGACAAAAAUGUGAAGGAACUCGUGAGCAAAGAACCAAUAACGGCGUUCAUUGAUGAUGUUGAAUUAAAUGCAUUGUCACAGCUCAGAGAAAAUAGUGAACAGAAUACAGUGACAGAUAGCGAAAAUGUUACACCAGAAUCAAUGACGAUGUCUAGUAUUCUAGCAGCUACACCAAUGGAUGAUCUUAGUUCACCAGCACAUAUUCUAGACGAACAGCCUGAAAAGGUUUCCAUUCCCAGUGAAAAUACAGAACAGAUUUCGUCCCUUCACGCCCCAAAACAGCCUAUAUUAGCGGAGUAUCCUGCAAGAAAAUUCGGCAAUGAAACAUUUGUGCGAAGAUUUCAAUCUGAAUGGUACAAGAAGUAUCCGUGGAUAAGUUAUGAAGUGGAUAAGGAUGCAUGCGUGUGUUUUGCCUGCGUGGAAUUUGGGAAAGAUACUUCAUUUGUGUUUAAGAAUUGGAAGAAGUCAGCAAAGCUAGCAAAACACGGCAAGAGCGAGAACCAUGUCAGGUCCAUGGCAAGAUGGCUUCAGUUCAAAGCAAUGCAGAGAAACAAAACUUCCGUCCUACAGCAGCUGAGUACUGCACACAAGGACCAGGUUGCCAGUAACAGACAAUACUUAAAAGUAAUCAUACAAUCCUUGAUGUAUACUGCGCAACAGAAUGUUGCGAUUAGAGGUCAUGAAGAGACCCGGAAUGAUAUAUGGGAGGUAUCUGACAUAAAUCGAGGGAACUUUCUCGAGUUACUUUGCAUAAGAUGCAACGAUUUGCCUUGGCUGAGGUCUAAACUGCAAAGCCAGCUCCAGUUACAUGCUCAGUGGACAUCGCCUGUUGUUCAAAAUGAACUACUAGAAAUAGUAGCAAACGUCAUGCUUGAGAGGAUAGCAGCUGAAGCGAGAAGUAGCGACUAUUACGGAAUAGUUGUAGACGAAACAGCAGAUAUCAGUCGAACAGAGCAAGUAUCCAUUUUCCUUAGAUAUGUUUUCAAUGGCGAAACUAAAGAGACAUUUAUUGGUUUCUAUUCAACUAAAUCCACGGAAGGGGAAGUAUUAUAUGAGCUAGUGAAGACAGCCAUUAGCAAGCUGGAGUUGAAGUUAGAAGACAUAGUUGCAGAAUGCUUUGAUGGCGCUGCAAAUAUGAGUGGCGCUCGUAAAGGGCUUGCCGCACGUAUGAAGGAGUGUUCACCUCUUAGUAUCUACGUUCAUUGCCAUGGACAUCGGCUUAACUUGGCGCUACAAGAUACUAUGACCACAAUUGAGCCACUUCAGAAAGCUUUAGGCGUGAUCCAGAGUCUCCAUAAUUUUUUGGAAGGAAGUCCCAAACGCCACGCUAUCUUCAAGGAUAUCGAAGUCGAAGAUGAGGGCGAAGAUUUUAAACUGACAAUUAAAUCGCAGAGCGCUACUAGAUGGUCUUGUCGCUGGGCAGCUGUAAAGGCAGUGGUAAACCAAAUGCCUAAGAUCAUCGAGGCUCUUCUCUCACUCUCAAAAGAUCGUGAUCCGAAGACGUACAAUGACAGCAAUUCCCUACUUAACUCGAUUUGUGACUUUCGAUUCGUUUUUGGUUUGAUGGUAUUAAAGGUUGUUUUGUCCAACACCGAUGGUUUGAGCAGAUACCUACAAGGAAAGCAGAUGGAUGUCGUAACGGCAAAGAAGAGUGUUGAUGGCGUGAUCAAAACACUAAGUGAAUGUCGUACCCAGGAAAAUUUUGAUCUCUUGUGGUCGCGCGCUGAAAUCAUGGCAGACAAAAUCAAGGAACAAAUUGAGGGUACUGAUUUCAAUUUCAAAGAUGCAAAGGUACCAAGACUCAAACAGCCAUCACGCCGGCUGCAGACACUUGUCGGCGAAAUGCCUGAAGUGAAUGCAGAAGUGGAGUACCGAACAGUGGAAGACCACUAUCGUAUCACAUGUUACUACCUAAGCAUUGACAGGAUUGUCGCGGAGAUGAAAUAUAGAUUUGAAGGUAAUGAUCAAGAGGUGCUAUUGGCACUUGCAGACAUAGUCUUCAGCAGCUCUCCGACCAUGAAGAAUAUUGAGUUGGUAUCAGACUUCUAUAGUAUCGACAGUGAGCUUCUUGGCAGUGAGAAAAACGUCUAUGAGAAUAUUGAUGCUGAUAACCCUGAUCCUGAAAGAAAAAACGCCGCUGAAAUUGUGAGGAAAAUGUUUGAAAAUGGUGUUCAUGAAGUUCUUCCUGUUGCUUACAAAGUAUUUUCGAUUCUGGCCACGAUCCCUGCAACAUCCUGCUCUGCUGAGAGAUCUUUUAGCGCUCUUCGCCGCUUGAAAACCUAUCUUCGAAGUACAAUGGGGCAAAAACGCUUAAACAGCAUUGCCCUUAUCAAUAUUGAGAGAGCUUAUGCAAAUAGCACUUUAAAGAACGAUAUGGAAAAGAUAAUUGACAUUUUUGGACAGCGACGUAAUCGUAAAUCAUAUUUCUUCUAG
This is a messenger RNA of Dendronephthya gigantea, 2730 nucleotides long. Its product is annotated as zinc finger MYM-type protein 1-like. The record is from RefSeq and is a predicted model, not a curated record. The transcript has a single exon. Gene Ontology annotation, molecular function: protein dimerization activity. NCBI's taxonomy places the organism in Eukaryota, Metazoa, Cnidaria, Anthozoa, Malacalcyonacea, Nephtheidae. The coding region runs from base 1 to 2730 and encodes 909 amino acids.